AUGUCCAAGACCGGACAGCGCACCAAACAAGCCUCUCCGCACCCCUACCUCUCUGGCAACUUUGCGCCCCUCUCUACGACAUGGAGUCCAACGCCCGUCACCUGGACCGGCGAGAUACCUGAGGAGCUCUAUGGCGGCAUGUAUGUGAGGAAUGGAGGCAAUCCUGUUACCAAUGACGACCUGGGGCGCGAAGCUCACUGGUUCGAUGGCGAUGGCAUGCUCUCGGGCGUCUGGUUCGAUCGUUCGAGCUCGAAUUCACGACAACCAAUCGUCAAGUUCGUCAAUCAAUUCAUCCUCACCGACGUCUACCUCUCCGCCAAAGAGAACCGAUCUCUACAUACACCCAUCGUACCCAGCAUCUCCACGCUCGUCAAUCCAGCAUCUAGUCUAUUCCUCAUCCUUUGGAGAAUUAUACGCACCUUCUUCCUCGUCCUGCUCUCCCACCUUCCCGGCUCACCUUUGGCCAUCAAGCGGAUUAGUGUCGCAAACACCAGCAUCAUCUUCCAUGAUGGACGGGCACUGGCCUCGUGUGAGAGUGGUCCACCUAUCCGAGUCACAUUGCCUGAUCUCGAGACUGUUGGAUGGUUUAACGGAGAGGCAGCCGAAGGAGAACCGACAACCAGUGCAGACGCGAAGGCCAAGAACGCAUCGCCGUCUGAUAGAUUCGGUGGCUCGGGUCUCCUUAGCUGGAUGGGCGAGUGGACAACUGGACACCCCAAGGUCGAUCAUGUCACCAAUGAAAUGGUCUUGUUCCACUGCGAUUUUGCACCGCCCUAUGUACACUAUUCUCUGGUCCCCUCCAAGGCUAGACAAAACGCUGUGGAUAAUCAAGCGUGCAUUUUCAACGCCCCCGUGCCUGGAUGCUCUGGCGGGAAACUCAUGCAUGACUUUGGUGUAUCACGACAACACACCAUCAUCCUCGACUUACCACUGUCCCUCACUCCCCUGAACCUACUCAUGAACAAACCUAUCGUCUGCUACGAACCUGAAAAGGCUGCCCGAUUCGGCGUCUUCCCAAGACGAAAUCCCGAAUUGGUGCGGUGGUUCGAGACCGACGGUUGCUGUAUAUUCCAUACAGCAAACACAUGGGACGAGCUAGAAUCCAAUGGUGUCGCAGCUGUCAACAUGCUGGCCUGUCGUUUGACUUCUGCUUCCAUGGUAUUUAGUGCUGGUAAUAUCGAACCACCACCACACCCGGCGUCUAAAGACUUGUCACGCCGGAAACCCAUGUCUUUCUUUGCCAAAUACGAUGCGGAAGACGAAGAAACGCUGGAUCCCGAAAAGCAGAUUUCAGACGAAACAACCCCAUUACUCGCGCCAGACGAGCCUUCCAAUUCCGCGAGUGCACCCCCGACCAUACCCAUGUCGUACGAUGAGCAGGAGCAAUGUCGAUUGUACUACUACCGCUUUGCAUUGAAUAGUACAAGCUCCAAUAUGAUUACACAUCAAUUCGCGCUCUCGGCAAUCCCGUUUGAAUUUCCCACAGUAUCGCCUCUUACCGAAAUGGAGUCUGCACGAUACAUUUACGGCUGCAGCACAUCGGUUGAAUCAUUCGGCGCUGCAUUGGGGAAAGCUACGAAGAUCGAUGUGCUUGUCAAAAUGGAUGUGAAGACACUUCUAGCACAGGCUGCCAAGAUACAACCGACUGCUGUCACGGGGUGUGUCGACAGUCGCACCAUGAAUCAGAUUCUAGACUCGAAAGAUUCCAAGGACCCUAUCAAGGCUUUCCGACUUCCUCCGCGCCAUUAUGCCCAGGAAGCCAGGUUCAUCCCAAAGAGAGCUUCCAAUGAACUCUCUCCAGGCCAGGUUGAAGCACGUGAAGACAGUGGUUUCCUACUCUUCUACGUCUUUGACGAGAGUCAGCUGGACGAAGCGGGGCAAUGUAAACCUGAUGCGAAGAGCGAACUAUGGGUCUUGGACGCCAGCACGAUGGAGAGAGUGGUGUGUAGAGUUAAGCUGCCGACAAGGAUACCGUAUGGCCUACACGGCAAUUGGUUCACAGAGGAGGAGAUACAGCAUCAACGCCAAGUCACAACAUUGAGAUCGUCGCUGAAAGACGUUGCCAGCCAAGACAGCAGGUUGAAUCGGCUGAGGCGGAGUCUGAACAGUUAUCUGGGUUGA
This is a messenger RNA of Plenodomus lingam JN3, 2121 nucleotides long. RefSeq lists its product as uncharacterized. The record is from RefSeq and is a predicted model, not a curated record. Gene Ontology annotation, molecular function: carotenoid dioxygenase activity. Gene Ontology annotation, biological process: carotene catabolic process. NCBI's taxonomy places the organism in Eukaryota, Fungi, Ascomycota, Dothideomycetes, Pleosporales, Leptosphaeriaceae.